This is a messenger RNA of Eleginops maclovinus (Patagonian blennie), 877 nucleotides long. RefSeq names its product defensin, beta-like 2 (gene defbl2). The transcript has 3 exons. The record is from RefSeq and is a predicted model, not a curated record. Bases 88 to 279 code for a protein of 63 amino acids. NCBI's taxonomy places the organism in Eukaryota, Metazoa, Chordata, Actinopteri, Perciformes, Eleginopidae.
CGGACUCCUCCCCCGUGGUUGAAAUGCUGUAUAAAUGCAGCAUCAGCCUGUCAACAACAGUGUCUGAAAGCUUAUUGGUACCCAAACAUGAAGGGAUUGAGCUUGGUUCUCCUUGUUCUUCUCCUGAUGCUCGCAGUCGGGGAGGGCAAUGAUCCAGAAAUGCAGUACUGGACUUGUGGGUAUAGAGGACUCUGCAGACGGUUCUGCUAUGCUCAGGAGUACAUUGUUGGUCAUCACGGUUGCCCCCGAAGAUACAGGUGCUGUGCUGUGCGGUCUUAGCACCUGCAUGCAGCAACAUGAGGACUGACAUCCCCAGAACAUGGGUAGCUGCACCCAGCUGGGAUCUGGUAACCAACAGCAUUCUUCUGGACAAACAACGUUUCGACCAAUCCCUCUCGGACCUCUAACCUGGAGUGGGAUCUGACAACCAGUACUUUUGAAGUGGACUUAGUUAGACCUAGCUCAUUUAUGUGUUCAGGUGCAAUCAUAGAGCUGCUGUUGUUGCUUGAAACUGUGUGAUGAUCCUGUAAUCUCACUUUCUUAAACAAUCCUGUGUGAACAGUCACAUCUACUCUCCAAGAUGCAGUGUUGGCAAUAAAUGCAUGAAAGAAAAAUCUCUUUGAAUUCAGUUUUUUUAUUUUAUUAUAAUGUCCCAAAUAUAAAACAAAAACACAUUGAUUUCACUUUACAUCAGAAAAGUACCUUAAAUAUAGUGCUAACACUAACUCUGCAGCCCAUUACCCUCUUGGACUAACUUUAGGGAUAUAACAGCAUGAAAAGCAGGCGGGUCGGGUCUGGCACAGCACUGUACUGACUGGACACAAUAAUGGUCAAGUGACUGACCCAAACAGCUGUGAUGGAACAGAGCUUUUGUGAA